This is a messenger RNA of Pedinophyceae sp. YPF-701, 387 nucleotides long. Lineage: Eukaryota; Viridiplantae; Chlorophyta; Pedinophyceae. The record is from the annotation of a GenBank genome assembly.
AUGGCGGACGACGAGGGCAACGCUCCGAAGGAGCAGAAGCAGAAGAAGUUCACCGUGGGCUCUGCCAAGAUCAUUACGUCGCAUAUGAUGCCUGAGCACGAGGAGGCGGCGCUAGAGGUGGCAAUCGAGGCUGCGGAGACGCACAACCUCAUGAAGGACAUCGCGAAGUACAUCAAGGAGGAGAUGGACCACCGCUUCCCAGCACAGUCCGCCACCGAGGGGCUCUUCCACGUCCUGGCGGGACAGCAUUUCGCAUGUUGUAUCACGCACGAGGUCCGGUUCUACAUCCACCUCCAGAUCGACAGGGCGCACGUGGUCAUCUUCAAGAACAAGGACACGCCCGUGAGCCUACGCGACCUCCCGGACCACCACCCCGGCGACGAAUGA